Messenger RNA from Dipodomys ordii (Ord's kangaroo rat), 735 nucleotides. RefSeq names its product cysteine-rich secretory protein 2-like. The record is from RefSeq and is a predicted model, not a curated record. Bases 1 to 735 code for a protein of 244 amino acids. NCBI's taxonomy places the organism in Eukaryota, Metazoa, Chordata, Mammalia, Rodentia, Heteromyidae. Gene Ontology annotation, cellular component: extracellular region. The transcript is spliced from 7 exons.
AUGGCUUCUCUCCCAGUGGUGCUGUUUCUCAUCACCAUGCUGCUCCCGUCUUUACCCGCGGAGGCCAAGGACCCAGCUUUUACUUCUUUGUUAACCACUCAGCCACAAAUACAAAGGGAGAUUGUAAACAAGCACAAUGAAUUACGAAGAUCUGUCUCCCCCACUGCCAGCAAUAUGCUGAAAAUGGAAUGGAACCUGGAUGCAACUGCAAAUGCACAAAAGUGGGCAAAUAAGUGUACUUUACAGCACAGCCUUGCAGAAGAACGGAAGACCACUGUAAAAUGUGGUGAGAAUCUCUACAUGUCGAGUGAUCCAACUUCCUGGUCAGAUGUGAUCCAAAACUGGUUCAAUGAGAGAGAAGGCUUUAACUAUGGCGUAGGACCCAAGACUCCUACCACACCCGUUGGGCAUUAUACUCAGCUUGCCUGGUACUCCUCUUACCAAGUUGGGUGUGGAAUAGCAUACUGUCCCAAUCAAGAAAAUUUCAAGUACUACUAUGUCUGUCAGUACUGCCCUGCUGGUAAUAACUUGAGUAAAAAGAACACCCCUUACUUACAAGGAGUGCCCUGUGCCAGCUGCCGUAAUAACUGUGAAAACAAGCUAUGCACCAAUAGUUGCGAGCACGAAGAUCUCCUGAGCAACUGCGAUUCCCUGAAGACCUCAGCUGGCUGUGACCAUGAACUGCUCAUAGAGAAGUGCAAGGCCACCUGCCUGUGCGAAGACAAAAUCUACUAA